Molecule: messenger RNA, 945 nt
Organism: Meyerozyma guilliermondii ATCC 6260
Lineage: Eukaryota; Fungi; Ascomycota; Pichiomycetes; Serinales; Debaryomycetaceae
Gene: SIT4
Product: type 2A-related serine/threonine-protein phosphatase
Exons: 1
Coding region: 1-945 (314 amino acids)
Biological process (GO): peptidyl-serine dephosphorylation; G1/S transition of mitotic cell cycle
Cellular component (GO): cytoplasm
Molecular function (GO): protein serine/threonine phosphatase activity
Source: RefSeq, a predicted model, not a curated record
AUGAGUGACCGGGGUCCUGAUCACUGGCUAGAACUGAUCAAAAAAUGUGUGGCACUUUCAGAGGCCGAUAUGAAACAGCUAUGUGAGCUUGUCAAAGAACUCUUGAUGGAAGAGUCGAAUAUUCAACCUGUACAAUCUCCAGUAACCGUUUGCGGUGACAUCCAUGGACAGUUUCAUGAUCUUCUUGAACUCUUUCGAAUUUCUGGAGGAAUGCCUGAAGACGACAACAACACCAGCUACAUUUUCUUGGGCGAUUACGUGGAUAGAGGAUAUUUUUCGCUCGAAACUUUCACGUUACUCAUGGUGCUCAAGGUGAAGUAUCCCCAUCGGAUCACAUUAGUACGUGGUAAUCAUGAAUCACGACAAAUCACUCAGGUGUACGGUUUUUACGAGGAAUGCUUGACGAAAUACGGGUCUACCACCGUGUGGAAGUACUGCUGCCAGGUGUUUGAUUUCUUAACGUUGGCAGCUAUCAUUGAUGGUAAAAUAUUAUGUGUCCAUGGAGGCUUGUCGCCAGAAAUUCGCAUGUUGGACCAGAUCAGAGUCUUGAGUAGAGCUCAGGAAGUUCCCCACGAAGGAGGUUUCUGUGACUUGGUUUGGUCUGACCCUGACAACGUCGAUACAUGGGCGGUUUCUCCCAGAGGUGCCGGGUGGCUCUUUGGAUCCAAGGUGAGUCGGGAAUUUAACCAUAUUAACAACUUGGACUUGAUAGCUCGAGCCCACCAGUUGGUUAUGGAAGGUUUCCGUUACCACUUUAAAGAAAAAGACGUUGUCACAGUGUGGUCUGCGCCUAACUACUGUUAUAGGUGUGGAAAUGUAGCCAGUGUUAUGAAGGUGGACGACAAGUUGGAGUCGGAUUUCAAAAUUUUUAGUGCCGUUCCCGAUGGAGAUCUCGCGGUGAAAAAUAACACCAGCAAACAACAGAGAAGUGAAUACUUCUUGUGA